AUGCCCCGCUCAAACAUGGCCGCACCGGCUUCAGCAGAGGCUGCCAGACGUCCGGCGCGGGUGAGCGCCUCGCGCAGGCGCACUUCUGUUCGUCCCGGGACGGCGAAGGCGGCGGCGGCCCUGGCGGCGGCGGCGCGGGGCAUGGUCCCCGGUUCCGAGGGCCCGGCUCGGGCCGGGGGCCUGGUGGCCGACGUGGUGUUUGUGAUCGAGGGAACGGCAAACCUGGGGCCGUACUUCGAGGGGCUCCGCCAGCACUACCUGCUGCCCGCCAUAGAGUACUUCAACGGGGGACCCCCGGCAGAGACCGACUUCGGCGGAGACUAUGGCGGAACCCAGUACAGCCUUGUGGUGUUCAACACGGUGGACUGCGCUCCAGAGUCCUACGUGCAGUGCCACGCUCCUACCAGCAGCGCCUAUGAGUUUGUCUCCUGGCUCGAUGGCAUCAAGUUCAUGGGCGGUGGUGGCGAGAGCUGCAGUCUCAUUGCGGAGGGUCUGAGCACUGCCCUGCAGCUGUUCGAUGACUUCAAGAAGAUGCGUGAACAGAUUGGCCAGACACAUCGAGUCUGUCUCCUCAUCUGCAACUCGCCCCCAUACCUGCUGCCUGCAGUGGAGAGCACCACAUACUCAGGGUGCACGACGGAGAGCCUGGUGCAGAAGAUAGGGGAGCGUGGUAUCCACUUCUCCAUCGUUUCUCCGAGAAAGCUGCCAGCCCUCCGGCUCCUGUUUGAGAAGGCAGCUCCCCCUGCCCUGAUGGAGCCAUUGCAGCCACCAGUAGACGUGAGCCAGGACCCCAGGCACAUGGUGCUAGUGCGUGGGCUCGUUCUGCCUGUUGGCGGCAGCUCAGUCCCAGGCCCUCUGCAGCCCAAGCAACCAGUUCCUCUGCCACCAGCUCCGUCCUCAGCAGCCCCCCAGCAGGCUCUGCCCCCUGUCCCACCGCAGUACCAGGUCCCUGGGAACCUAAGUGCUGCUCAGGUGGCUGCACAGAGUGCUGUGGAGGCCGCCAAGAACCAGAAGGCUGGACUGGGCCCACGCUUUUCACCCAUAAAUCCUCUCCAGCAAGCUGCUCCAGGAGUGGGGCCCCCCUUCAGCCAGGCCCCAGCACCCCCGCUGGCUCCUGGGCCUCCUGGAGCCCCCAAGCCGCCUGCUGCUUCCCAGCCUAGCCUGGUGUCCACUGUGGCCCCUGGGACAGGCCUGGCACCCGCGGCACAGCCCGGGGCCCCCUCUAUGGCAGGCACUGUAGCCCCAGGCGGGGUCAGUGGUCCUUCACCAGCCCAGCUUGGGCCUCCUGCCCUUGGCGGGCAACAGUCAGUGUCCAACAAGCUCCUGGCCUGGAGCGGGGUCCUCGAGUGGCAGGAGAAACCAAAGCCUGCAUCUGUGGAUGCCAACACCAAGCUGACGAGGUCUCUGCCUUGCCAGGUCUAUGUGAGCCAUGGAGAAAACCUGAAAACAGAACAGUGGCCCCAGAAACUGAUCAUGCAGCUCAUUCCUCAGCAGCUGCUGACAACCCUGGGCCCACUGUUCCGGAACUCAAGAAUGGUUCAGUUUCACUUCACCAACAAGGACCUGGAGUCCCUCAAAGGCCUCUACCGCAUCAUGGGCAAUGGCUUUGCGGGCUGCGUGCACUUCCCGCAUACAGCCCCGUGCGAGGUGCGCGUGCUCAUGCUCCUGUACUCCUCUAAGAAGAAGAUCUUCAUGGGCCUCAUCCCCUAUGACCAGAGUGGCUUUGUCAACGGCAUCCGCCAGGUCAUCACCAACCACAAGCAGGUCCAGCAGCAGAAGCUGGAGCAACAGCGAGGGAUGGGGGCGCAGCAGGCACCUCCAGGCCUGGGCCCCAUUCUGGAGGACCAAGCGAGGCCCCCGCAGAAUCUACUCCAGCUCCGUGCACCACAGCCCCAGCCUCAGGGUGCUGUGGGGGCCUCUGUGGCUACAGGGCAGCCCCAGCCCCAAGGCACUACCCAGGCCCCCACGGGACCACCCCAGGGUCCUCCAGGAACGGCCCCUGGCCCACCUCCAUCUGGACCCAUCCUUCGGCCCCAGAACCCUGGGGCCAACCCCCAGUUGCGGAGCCUCCUCCUUAACCCACCACCGCCCCAGACUGGGGUCCCCCCACCCCAGGCCUCCCUCCACCACCUGCAGCCUCCAGGGGCCCCUACCCUGCUGCCUCCUCCACAUCAGAGCCUGGGGCAGCCCCAGCUGGGGCCACAACUCCUGCCCCCUCCACCGGCCCAGUCGUGGCCCACACAGCUUCCCCAGCGGGCUCCGCUGCCAGUGGCCAAACGAAAGAAAGAAGGAGAGGGCCGCGUGUUUCGAGAAAAAUGGGAGCGAGACUAUUUCUUUGUGGAAGUGAAGAGCAUGCCUACGUGCUUAAUAUGCAAAAAAAACGUGUCAGUGCUGAAAGAGUACAACCUGAAGCGCCACUAUGAGUCCCAGCACAGCAAGAGCUACGACCAGUACACAGCGCAGAGCCGCGACCUGCUCCUGCAGGAGCUGAAAAGGGCCCUCAGAGCCAGCGAGGCGCUGGAGAGCCACGAGUAGGAGCCAGGAGCGAUGUGGGAAGAACUUCCGUGUCCCGAACAGAGCUGCAUCCUCAAGGCUGUCCUGCGAGUCUGACAAGCUUUUGCAGGCUGAAGCACACAGGAGUCAGAGGCCUUAGAGGGUCCAGUUGCCUGAUCCACAGCUGCGGCCCUUUGAUGGCUGUGCAGAAACUCUGACCACGUGGUUAGCUUUAUUUAUUCGUGGUGGUGGUGAUCUCCGUGCAGCUGAAGAAGUAUGCGAUGGCACCAAGCCAGCCCCUCACUUGGAAGUGGCUUGCUUUCAUGCAUGUACAUGUCAGAAUUCAUAAGCACAACUACAGCCCCGUCACAGUGACCGGGCCACCCUGUACCUCAUCCCACGUGGUACUGUUUGUCAAGGACCCGGGUCAGGUCCUAGCCUCAGUCACCAAGGACUCCAGAUGAACUGCGCCGCCUUCACACUGGCACUCCUGUCCUUGAACUGAGCCAAUUGUCUGAGACCGGAGUGUGCAGGAAAUCGGAACUGGCCUGCUUGUUCAUUGUGAAGUGCAGAGCCCUGCCCUGGCUCCCUGGAGGUCAGUUAGAAUCUUCUGGUUGAGGGUCCCACCCUCUGAACACUGAAUCUGUCUCAAGCAGGGUUAUUCACGAACAGCUCCUGAAUGUAUGACUGUGGUGUGGUCCUGGCAGACGGAUGCCAUUGGCGUGGAACCGUGUGACUGCUAACCCUUGCUGCAGCUGGCUUCUGGAAGUGAGAAGUGGCCAGGACCAGUCACCCACACUGUGAGACCCAAGACCAAGCCCUCCCGAGGGCCACACGCUACUUGAACCUGAGCUAACACUGGCUCACUUACCCUUACCGGUUGUGUGAACGCAGACCCCAGUGCAAGCUGCAGUGCAACAAGGUGCUUGCAAUUCUGCAAUAUGGCAAGGUCCCUCAGCCUCUGCCCAGCAGGGCCCCAAGUGUCUGGCUGCCCACACUUGUGACAGUCACUGUUUUCAUUACAGACCUUAAUCAAAAUGCCAUUUUAAGGAUCAAGGUUGCUGUCCCAUGCAAGGCCCGGCACUGGCAUCUGGGUGUAGAAGGGCAGGUGUCAGCCUUCUAGCCUCCGCUCAAAGGCACAAGAGAAUUACAAGAGAGAAAUUUUAAUAACUAAAUAUUUCUAUUUUUCAAUUUGUAUUUUUUCAAUUUUGAAUUUAAAGUAUGAACUCUAGUGUCAUACAUGUUUGUGUUGUGUUCCAUGCGUUCACCAUAGCUCAGUAAAGAUCCAAUUUGAUUAUC
This is a messenger RNA of Phodopus roborovskii (desert hamster), 3792 nucleotides long. It is a transcript of the gene Med25, whose product is annotated as mediator complex subunit 25. NCBI's taxonomy places the organism in Eukaryota, Metazoa, Chordata, Mammalia, Rodentia, Cricetidae. Gene Ontology annotation, biological process: positive regulation of transcription by RNA polymerase II. Gene Ontology annotation, cellular component: transcription regulator complex; mediator complex. The transcript has 18 exons. The record is from RefSeq and is a predicted model, not a curated record. The coding region runs from base 1 to 2535 and encodes 844 amino acids.